AUGCCGAAGAAGCAAACACUCUACGAAGUUCUGGGGGUAAGCAAGGGAGCAACAGAUAGUGAAAUACGCUCAGCAUACAAGAAAUUAGCCAGAAAGUACCAUCCUGAUAUGCACACGGGGAAAUCCGAGGCUGAGAAGAAGCAGAUGCAGGACAAGUUCAAAGAGCUGAACAGUGCGUACGAAGUUCUCACGGAUAAGGACCAGAGAGCGUCCUACGACCUCACGGGAAUGACGCAGGAGGAAAUGGGGAACCAAAGGGCACGGUCCAGCCACGGAUAUGCUGGAUUUUCUGACUUCUUUUCAGGUUUUUCAUUUUCAGGUUCGAACGCCUACGACUCCGCGGAGUUUGGGGCGGGGCAUUCCUUCUUCAGUGAAAUGCACGGGUCAGACGGGAUCUUUGGGGGGUCGCGCGAGAAGUCUCCGGAAAAUGGGAUCUUCGAGUACAUGCUUGCAGUCUCUCUUGAGGAGAUUUGCACGGGCUCUAUCCGAAACCUGCGGAUAAAGAGAACUUCUAUCUCGAUGGCUCGGGAGACGGUAGAACUCAGCGUAAAUAUACAGCCAGGAUACAAAUACGGGACUAAAAUAACGUAUAAGAACGCCGGAGACUACGACAGGUUCGGGAGGGGCACUGACGUAGUUGUAAUUCUAACGGAGAAACCGCAUCCACUCUUCAAACGGGCAGAGAGUGACAUCGUGUAUGAGUUUGACCUUUCCAUCAAGCAGUACCUGCGGGGAUUCGCUCGGACUGUUCCUGGCCUCUGGGGAAAUCACAUAAAAAUAACGGAUUCCAUGAUAGGGAAUAACGGAGGAGAUAUCUUAGUAGAGGGAGAGGGGAUCCCAGAUAGAAGGAACGGAAUGAAAAGGGGAAAGCUUAUUAUUAGGCCGCGCAUUAUCAUGGACUUGACCCAGAAGGAGAGAGCGCGUAUGGCAGAGUCCAUAUCGUGA
This is a messenger RNA of Nematocida major, 945 nucleotides long. Its product is annotated as DnaJ-like protein subfamily B member 4. The transcript has a single exon. The record is from RefSeq and is a predicted model, not a curated record. Gene Ontology annotation, molecular function: protein-folding chaperone binding. Gene Ontology annotation, cellular component: cytosol. Bases 1 to 945 code for a protein of 314 amino acids. NCBI's taxonomy places the organism in Eukaryota, Fungi, Microsporidia.